This is a messenger RNA of Arachis ipaensis, 501 nucleotides long. The record is from RefSeq and is a predicted model, not a curated record. Lineage: Eukaryota; Viridiplantae; Streptophyta; Magnoliopsida; Fabales; Fabaceae.
AUGAUUGUUAACGGUGCAUCUGAUACUAUUUUAUGCCGAUGUUUUCCUUCUUUUUUAGAUGGUCCUGCACUUGACUGGUUUUGCUCUUUGCCUGCAGAUUCUAUAUCACGUUUUCAGGAGUUAGCCAAACAGUUUGAGGACCAUUUUGCAGCCUCGGCGAUAUACCUCCAUGAUUCUGACUACUUAACGACCAUUAAGCAGGGACCACAGGAAAGUCUAAAGGAGUAUAUAACUCGGUUCACCAAGGUCGCCAUGAGUAUUCCGGAUUUGCACCCUGAGGUUCACCUUCAUGCCAUUAAAAGUGGUCUUCGUCCAGGGAAGUUCCAGGAGACCAUUGCUGUUGCUAAGCCAAAAACUUUGGCCGAAUUCUGUGAGAAAGCUAAAGGACAGAUAGAUAUAGAAGAGCUUCGCCAAGCACGAAAGUCAGAUAAGUCGGUCACUAAAGAGGACGAAAGAACUUGCGAUAACAAGAAGGUCUUCAAGCCAGUCCCCCCGUUAUGA